AUUCGGCCUGCAACGACUUCCCAGCAGAAACCUCAACCCGCCACAACCCUCUCGAACGACCGAUCAACUCAGAAUAAUCCUCAACCGAAGGGGCCCAUUACAUUCACAGUCAAGGAUAACGGUACAAAACUAAUCGCGCACUCAACAUAUCCUCAAAACCGCCCAAGAUGUCCCUCCGCAUCGUCCCCGCCGACAACCACCACAAGACCUUCACCCACCUCGCCUCGCGCGAGACGGUCGCGCCGUCGGCCCCGGGCCUGCACGACACGCUGCGCGCGGGCGUCGGCCCGUCCGCCUUCGACGUGGCCGCGAACCGGCCGAUCUCGUCGCACCCGCUCGAGGCACGCCUCAAGGCCUGGGAGUCGACCCGCGAGGCGCUGCGCAUGGAGACGCUGCGGCGGGUCUACGGCAUCGCCGAGCCCGUCCGCCGGCAGAUGGAGCUCAAGAUCACGCGCGAGGGGGAGUGGAAGCCCAUGGCCCUCGGCGGCGGCCUCCCCGGCGCGAGCGUGCACGAGGACAUACUGGCCGGCCGUGAUGAGACCAUCACCUGGGAGGACGUCUUCACCGGAGAGGACUCGCGGCCGUUGGUCGGCAUGCACGAAGAGAUGGAGAGGAAGCUGAAGAUGAUGUAA
Molecule: messenger RNA, 632 nt
Organism: Thermothelomyces thermophilus ATCC 42464
Lineage: Eukaryota; Fungi; Ascomycota; Sordariomycetes; Sordariales; Chaetomiaceae
Exons: 2
Coding region: 168-632 (154 amino acids)
Biological process (GO): proteasome assembly
Cellular component (GO): cytoplasm; nucleus
Source: RefSeq, a predicted model, not a curated record